CAUGUUGCUGUGGUUCCGCCUUCUUUCCUCCAUGCGUUAACUUGUAAGAGAAAGCAGGAAAAUGCCUUAUUAUUUUUACUAAAUGCAUAGAAACUCUUGGUUGACCUGCAAUUUCAUGUUUACGUUUUUAGUCAAAGUUUCCGUUGGUGUAUGAACAUUUUAUUUAAACUGCUGGUGAAGAAUCUGAGUUUUAACACGUGGACAGAAUUCGAUUCAUUUGGUCUUCGGUAAACUGAAGUUUACACGGUGCUGGUGAACACAACAGAACAUGGAAUACCUCCCAGAUAAAAAUUCACAAUACAACGAUGUUGUCUAUUGGGAUGAGAGAUACAAAACGGAGCAGAGCUACGACUGGUUGGGAAGCUUUUCCAAAUUCCAGCACCUUCUGGAAAAAGUUGUCAAGAAGGAAGAUUCCAUUCUGAUGCUGGGUUGUGGAAACAGCAGCUUAAGUGGUGAUAUGUACGAUGCUGGCUACCACAACAUCACCAACAUCGAUUAUUCAUCGGUAUGCAUCGAUACCAUGAGUGCCAGGUAUAGUAGCUGCCCUUCCAUGUCCUGGCACCAAAUGGAUGUGCGCAAGCUCUCCUUCUGCGACGCAUCCUUCGAUGUCAUCAUCGAAAAGGCCACUUUGGACGCCAUCAUGGUGGAUGAGAAAACGCCUUGGGAGCUGUCAAAGGAGACGGCAAAUUUCAUUCACCAGGCUCUCACAGAGAUUAGUCGCUGCUUGAAACCUGGAGGCCGCUUCAUCUCCAUCACCUUCGCCCAGCCCUUCUUCAGGAAGCGCCUCUACGCUCGCACGCAGUACAGCUGGUCAAUCCAGCACUCCAGCUACGGAGACGGCUUUGAAUAUUUCUUCUAUGUGAUGACCAAAGGGGAGAGGAUGAAGCCAGAAGAUGCAGUUUUGGAAAAAAGUCUCAUGGAGGAUUCUAGAUUGUCACCUGUGAGCGUCGCUCCCACACAAAUUGAAGGCAGGGAAGACUUCCUGUCGAACAUUGACUUAUGAUAGAAUGAAAGGACUCAGGGAUAUAGUUCACUCAACAAACUGUGACAAGGAUUUAGACUAUUCAAACAGCCUUGAGAGGCUUUAAAGGACUUUAAGGUUUUACAUUUUAAAGUACAAAUGGCAAAAUAAAAUCAAGGGUUAAAUGAAAACAAAAGCCUGAAUUCUAACAAACAAUCUUUUGUUUGAAAAAGCCAAAAAUAGUUCUGUCUUAUAUGAGUUUUUUUUAAUAAACUGCAUAUUAAUAAAUGUAAUAUUUGACACAUCAUUAUUUUUAAAUUCAACUGAAUGGACUUCAUAAUAAUCUUAUUUUACAAUUAAAAAAAAAAAGAUUUUAAGGUGGUCUUGCGCACCAGGAUAUAGCCCAAAAAUUGCAAAGACAGAUUUCAUUUUUUACUUUUUUACAAAAAAUGGCAAGCAAUCUUGGAGCUAUCUGACUGCACAGUUCUUAUCCAGAUGCCAGUUUGGACGAGAGAAAUGAAGGCCUCUGCAUUUCUUGAUAAACUGACAACUUUUUCAAUGUCUGUUUGACAUGUAAUCCUGACUUUUUUAUUUUAUUUUCUUCAUUACAUUUGUGUUGUGAGUAACCCUAGAAGAGUGUACCAUAACUUUGUUUAUGGGUUCUGUAAUUAGACCUUCGUUUGCUGCACAACUAGAGAAUGUAUUAAAUAUUUUCAAACUAAA
Oryzias latipes (Japanese medaka) is the source of this 1684-nucleotide messenger RNA. RefSeq names its product endothelin converting enzyme 2a (gene ece2a). Gene Ontology annotation, molecular function: S-adenosylmethionine-dependent methyltransferase activity. Lineage: Eukaryota; Metazoa; Chordata; Actinopteri; Beloniformes; Adrianichthyidae. The record is from RefSeq and is a predicted model, not a curated record.